ACUUCACGCCAAGCUAUGGCUGAGGGAGUCCAGGGCGGAAGCGACUCGAUGAAUCCAGCAAUUCUCUCAAGCUACCCGCUGUCUGCAGAUCACCACAUGGCUGACUCAGGAGAGCGAAGCGGAGAUGCGAGCUCUGACGGGACCAGCUGCUCCUCGGGGAUCAGCAGCCAGGAGAAGGAUCUGGCCAAGAAGGCGCUCGACGCCUUCGAGGUUGGGCAGUACGACAGCUGCCUGGCCCAGCUCUCCUCGCUCGGCGAGCUGCGGCGAGACGAUCACAAAGUGCAGCUGAACCGCUCCGUGGCCGAGUUCUACCGCAGUGGCCAGACAGCCACCGACGACCUCCGCCACAGCCUUGCGCAGGUUCGCAUGCAGGUUCACUCGACAGCGGAAGAGAUGGAUGGGCUGGAGGACGUAGAGAAUGGCACGCUGCUCUAUAACCAGGCCGUGCUGCUCUGCCAUUUCAAGCAGUACCACCAGGCCAUUGGCGUCGUGGAGCGCCUCUACCAGUUCAUUGAGCCAUUCGAGGAGCGAUUUGCGCGUGCGGUGAGCUUUCUGCUCAUGGACCUUUACCUCGUGACGCACCAGGCAGAGAAGGCGCUGCCUCUGCUCGCCGUACUUGAGAAGCUCAGCUCGCAGGGCAGUGGCGCCAAUGCCAACGGCAAGGCCGUGGAGGUCGCCAAGGAUGCUGGGAGCCAUAAACCCGACACCUCGUCCAAUGAACAAACUCGGUCAAAAAUACAUCAGUACAAAGUGAGGGCCUAUCUCCAAAUGAGGUCCCUGAAAGCCUGCAAGAGGGAGAUAAAGUCUGUGAUGAACACGUCUGGCAACUCGAUCCCUUCGCUCUUCCUGAAGAGCAACUUUGAGUACCUGAGGGGGAACUACCGCAAAGCUGUGAAACUUCUGAAUAGCGCCAACAUCACAGAGCACCCGGGUUUCAUCAAGACGGGAGAGUGCGUUCGCUGCAUGUUCUGGAAUAACCUGGGCUGCAUCCACCACGCCAUGGGCAAGCACCACAUGGCCAUGUUCUACUUCAAGCGAGCGCUGCAGGAAAAUGACAACACCUGUGCCCAGCUACUCAAGCAAGUGGGCCCCUCAGGCAAGCGGCUCUCCGGGCCGCCCCUCUGCACCCUGAUGGCCGACCGACGCUACGAGCUGCUCUACAACUGCGGCAUCCUCCUGCUGCAGACAGGGCGGCCACUGGCGGCCUUCGACUGCCUGGUGGAGGCGGUGACGGCACACCACAGUAACCCGCGCCUCUGGUUGCGUCUGGCCGAGUGCUGCAUCGCCGUGGGCAAGCGGAAUUCAGAGCAGGAAGCCAAGAGUCUGCAGAACAAGAAGGGCAUCGUGCAUUCCAUGAUGGGGCAGGGCUGCCACCGAAAGAUUAUCCUCGUGUCUCAUUCCACACAGAACUCUGUGUGCAGCCCCGAUGGGCAGUCGGCGGCGAUCCCCGUGGCCAGCGUGGAGUUUGCAGGAAUCUGUCUCCGGAAUGCGCUGCUGCUGCUGCUGCCCGACGAGCACCGCGAGGGGAGGGGAACGCUGGCGGGGGAUCUCGGGGGGUUGGGAGCCCCCGAAGGAGGAGGCAGCGACAGCAGUGAAGGGGCAAGUAAGAGCCACGAGGUGGAGCUCUCGCGCUCUGCACCCCCGUCGUCUCCGCUCAAGAGGCAAGAAGUCGAGAAUUUAAGAUGCUCGGUGCUGGCUUGCAGCGCGUACGUGGCCCUGGCGCUGGGAGACAAUCUCAUCGCCCUCAAGCAUGCGCAGAAGUUGCUGCAGCAGCCCAAGCUCUCGGGCUCACUCAAGUUCCUCGGCCACCUGUAUGCAGCCGAAGCCCUCAUUUCGCUGGACAGAAUUUCAGACGCCAUCGCGCACCUCAACCCUGAGAACGUGACGGACGUGUCUCUGGGCAUCCCCACCACAGAACUCGAGCAAGGUGGCGACAAGGGAGAGAAUGAACCUAUGGAAAACAAUGGAAAGCUGGCCCCCUUGUGCUACCCCAGCUCUGUGAGUGCCGCCCGCGCUACCAUGCUCUUCAACCUGGGCAGUGCGUACUGUCUGCGCAGCGAGUAUGACAAGGCGCGCCGCUGCCUGCAGCAGGCGACAUUGCUCAUUCCGCCCAGGGAGGUGCCACCCGAAGCCAUCCUCCUCGCCGUCUACCUGGAGCUGCAGAAUGGUAACCCACAGAUGGCCCUACAGAUCAUCAAGAGGAACCAGCUGGUGCCCCCGGCAAAGGUGGAGGCCCGCAAAAAACCACAGCCAGUUUCAGGGCCUCCGGGGGCACCAGGAACUCCAGCAUCCACAUUCCCUCCAACCCAGCGCAAAUGAGACUGCCACCAUGCUGCACACCAUCACUGUGGCACCCUGCAGAGCGUGGGUGUGUGCCCCGUGAAGCGCAAAGGAGGCACGGGGGGGGGGGGGGGGCUGGGGUUUUGCGGACGAGAGCCAAGUCCAGCGAUGCUGCGUGGGGAUCUGUGGGGUGGGAGGCCAUGCCUCCUAUGCACCGGACUUUGUGGCUCGUGGCACCGUCGCCGGAGGCCAACAGCAGUGGUUAAUCACUCUGCAUGGGAUUGAAGGGCAACGUUCACAUGAAUCUUUUAUUUAUUUAUUAAAUGAGGUCUCAUGCAUUCACUGCCUCCUCAAGCAACUUGGUGUCAUGAAAAACCCGGGCAGUUUAGGGUCAUCAUUUCAGCCUGCCUGGACGACUCAUGGCUCCUGUUAAGCGAAUUAAUUAACUUCAGCACAUUCAGCACGAUGGCCACACGACGAGUGAUCCUCAAAAAACCCAGGUGGAGCAGAAUGGUUGCCGAGUGUGUGUCAAUAAAAUCGCUCUGUGGGGCACCGACAACAGA
This is a messenger RNA of Lethenteron reissneri (Far Eastern brook lamprey), 2843 nucleotides long. RefSeq names its product CCR4-NOT transcription complex subunit 10 (gene CNOT10). NCBI's taxonomy places the organism in Eukaryota, Metazoa, Chordata, Hyperoartia, Petromyzontiformes, Petromyzontidae. The record is from RefSeq and is a predicted model, not a curated record. Gene Ontology annotation, biological process: mRNA catabolic process; negative regulation of translation. Gene Ontology annotation, cellular component: CCR4-NOT complex. Gene Ontology annotation, molecular function: protein binding.